GUCCCUUUAAAAGCACUCGGUGCUUUCCGGAGACACUCGGCUCUGCUUGUCAUCGACCUCUUUCACUGCAGCUCCAUCGCCGAGCGGACUGGCCCGCUGUUCUCAUCCGAGGCAUCAACGCAGACUGUUGGAUCUAUUAAACCCCCAGCGCCGGUCUCUGGACGUCUCCAGCAGCUGUACAAAUGCAAGCUAUCAAAUGUGUGGUGGUGGGCGACGGGGCUGUGGGUAAAACCUGUCUACUGAUUAGCUACACCACUAAUGCCUUCCCAGGCGAAUACAUCCCCACUGUCUUUGACAACUACUCUGCCAAUGUGAUGGUGGAUGGGAAACCAGUGAAUCUGGGCCUAUGGGAUACAGCAGGACAGGAGGACUACGAUAGGCUCAGGCCAUUGUCUUACCCACAGACGGAUGUGUUCUUGAUAUGCUUCUCCCUGGUCAGUCCGGCUUCCUUUGAGAACGUCCGAGCUAAGUGGUACCCUGAGGUGAGACAUCAUUGCCCCAACACACCCAUCAUCCUGGUGGGUACCAAGCUGGAUCUGCGAGAUGACAAGGACACUAUCGAGAGACUGCGAGACAAGAAGCUUUCCCCCAUCACCUACCCGCAGGGCCUGGCCAUGGCGAGAGAGAUUGGUGCUGUGAAGUACCUGGAGUGCUCUGCACUGACCCAGCGAGGUCUGAAGACCGUGUUUGACGAGGCCAUCCGAGCUGUGCUUUGCCCUCCACCUGUGAAGAAGAGGGGGAAGAGAUGCACCAUGUUCUGAGGAGGAAACACUGCUAUAACACUACACUACAUCACCAUAAACAACAACCACUACUUCUGCGAGAGGAUGAGAGAGAAAACUAGUAAGAGUGAGUGUGCACUGCGGAAAUUGCUUUCUUUAUACUGAUGUUUUUUCAAAACCAUAUUGGUAAUAAAACCGAUAUGUAAUACAAUUUUUUUACCAUUACUGAAUAGGGUCAUAGGUUCUCUGUGAAAGACAUUGACUGUCCAACUGCUUUGUAUUCAUUGAAACACAUCAAGUUCCACAAGGACUGACAAAGGUUUCAACAACUUGUCUUUAUACUGAAACAUAUUCUUUCUCAGCCAUCCUUGCUUGAAUGAAUGCAGUGUUGACAAGAUAGAACGUGAACUGUGAUUAAGCCUUCAGGUCUGAAGUUACCCUCAGCUUCUGAUCUAAGAUCAGCAUGUUAAAACAAAAUACUCUUUUCUGCAUUAAUAAGAUAUAGAACCACAAUGCAGGUUAGACCAUUAUUUCUGUCAGUUUAUCAUUGCCCUCCAAAAGGUAAAAACAAGGAUCUGUGACAACAUCUCAACGAAGUGUUUGGAAACACUAGCUGUCAGAUAAUCUUGUUGGCAGUGGGUACGCAGAUUUCUGGUACCAAGUUUGGCUAAAAGUGUCCUCAAUAGAUACCAUGUCUCACUUUUAGUCUGACUUGUUACUUGAGCUUGUGGUCUGGUGUGAAGGCCUCCAUUUUUUCAGUUUAGCUGCAUAUUGCCAAAUCAAUGAAUUUAAUUAUUGUAUUAUCAUACAGAACAUCUCGGUCACAAAGUUCUGCUGUUGCUUACAAAAACUGUAACAUUGGCCAGAGUCCAAGAAACAAGGGACAUCUGGUUCUCAGCAGUUAAUUUAAGUUAAAGUAGUUAUUGCACCAGUUUUCUGACUAAUUGUGUAGUGCUUGUCCUGUUUACCAUCUCAGCCAUUAGGGUUAGGGUUCAGUUAGUACAAUUUUUCAAAGACAAACCUGGUUUUACUGGAACUUUGAAACGUAGCUCUUGCCUUUAACAGUGGUUGAAUUUGUUUUUCAAAAGCACUACAUGUACUUUCAGAAAGUCAGUGGAAGGACAAAGACUGAGGAACAGUACGACAUGUGUUAAAAGCUCUGGGUCCAGUCAUUCCCGGGUUUUUAUAGAGAAACCAAUCUGUAACUGUUACUUGAGGCGAGUAUCUGAUCCUAGUCAAGUGUCUUUGGGUAACUUCAUCUAACUGUGAACAUGUGAUAGAUGAGCAUGCCAAACGUGGGGGCUGUACUACCUUGCUGCCUAAGUUCUGCCGCUGGGGGUGGAGGAGCUUGUGUGGGUCUUAAAAUAUUCUGUCUUAAAAUCAUCACAUUGUUUAGAUUUUGUCUCCAUUCCUGUCUGUGUGUGCGUGUGUGUGUGUGUGUGUGUGUGAGUGAGUGAACUUGUACAGCUCUCUUUCUGAGGACAACUUUUACAUCGACAUUUGCGCAAAGUGAGGAUUGGCUGGUCCUCACUUCUUUACAAGGCUGUUUGAGGAGUGAAAAGGGUCCCAAUUAGGUCAUGUUUAGAAGUAGGGUAAGGGUUUGGGUUAGGCACUGCGUUGAGGUGGUUGGGGUAAGGUGCUAGGGAAGGCAUAAUGUCAAUGUAUGUCCUCAAACAGAUAGCCAUACAGAUGUGUGCGUGUGUGUCACAGGCAUGUACAUAUAUGCUGGUGUUUGUAUGUGUGGACGAGCAUGUGUCAGUAUCAGUCAGACAGCGGUGUUCAUCAGUUUGGGGUAGUGCAUAAAAGACAGUAUUGUUUUAAGGCAAGUUUUUUAGUGUCCAGUUUUUGGUACUAUUUCAUAUUGUAUUGUAGUAAUACACAAGACUUUUCAACAAUCUGUGGACAUAAAGAAAGAAAAAAUGGAUAUCAGUGACAUCUAGUGAUGUACAGAAUAAUCCUUAGAACAGGAAUGCAUUAUGAAUAUCUUAUCUACAUGUACCUGAAUAUUUAGCUUAAAACUAAAACUAUUCAAUCUAAAGGGAUUAUAGUUGCUCAUGUUGAAGUUAGAAGUGUUGCUAACGGUGUAUAUUAAAGGGGCCAAUCUUUGUGAAGUUUGUCAGUGUGGCAAACAGUGCAGAUUGCACCUUUAUGAAAUGCAUUUCUGUAUGGUUGCUGCCUGCAGUGUUUCUGUCUCCCUUGUGUGGUGAGUUACAGCACUGCAAUGCGCUCUGUCAUGCUGUCUUUGGUUGGCAUUGCUGUGUGGUUGAAUCCUGUCCUGUGGUCCUGCCUAGCUAAGGUGUCAAAAUGUAACUGAAAAACGCAGCAAACAUUUCUAAUACUACUAUUGCAUGGAAAUUCUCUGGUUAUUUGACCCACUGUAAUUCUUAGGAGAGGCUGUGUGAUGAAAUGCAUUGGCCAUGUAUGUAUGUAAUGUAAGAUGACUUGUAUACUUGUUCCAACUGUUUGUCUUAUUUUUUAUUACUUCACAUUAAUGUGUGGUGAAAUAUUUCAAUUUUUGUAUACUAAAUACAAAUGUAUAUGUAAGGCA
Mugil cephalus (flathead mullet) is the source of this 3270-nucleotide messenger RNA. RefSeq names its product Rac family small GTPase 3b (gene rac3b). The record is from RefSeq and is a predicted model, not a curated record. NCBI's taxonomy places the organism in Eukaryota, Metazoa, Chordata, Actinopteri, Mugiliformes, Mugilidae. The transcript is spliced from 6 exons. The coding region runs from base 183 to 761 and encodes 192 amino acids. Gene Ontology annotation, molecular function: GTP binding; GTPase activity; protein kinase binding. Gene Ontology annotation, cellular component: cell cortex; cytoplasmic vesicle; cell projection. Gene Ontology annotation, biological process: regulation of actin cytoskeleton organization; regulation of cell shape; small GTPase-mediated signal transduction.